CAGCUGACAUUCCAGGUACCGCUGACCACGGUGUCAAGUUCGUGUUGUUUUUUUUUUCGCACUCAAUACAUCAUCAAAUGCGAUCCAUUGAUGCAUACAUCCAUCUAUCUCGAACAGAAGGAGGUAUGAUACGUAAACCAUUUUUCCUAUCAACGGGUAGUUGUUAGUGAACAGCUACUGUGUAUAUGUGUAUUUAGUUCAUUUCUGCCUGAUGUCUUUCUAAGAACCCGAUUGAAAAUAAACGAAGAAAGGAUUAGCUUUUUGAUACACGUCAACAGUCCAGAGCGAGGGAACAAGUGCAGUGAUUCAAUAGUAGGUCUCGAUUACAUCAAAGCCCAGUAUAUCCCUGGAGGAGAGAGCAUAGAACGGAGCGCAAAACCUGUUUGGUAUCUAGAAGAACAGGGAUACUAAGAGAUUCGCAAACCCGACAGAACCAAGUUCGGGUGGUAGCCUGGGCCAAGCGGUAUAUAAAGCAUUCCGUCGUCAGUGAAAGUUUUCUCAGUGUCGAACCAAUACCGGAACGGAACGUACUGAGUGCGCGCGCAACUACGAAUUCAGGUUCAGGACUCGUAUAGCUGCCUUGAAGAGAACCAUCCGUCCCUAACGACAUCCCCCAAAAGAGUGCGUUUGGUGGCGAGAGAAGAAGCCUGAAACAACAAACCCAAAAUCACAAUCGAUUGCUACACGGUGAGAGGAGGUGGUCGACCACGAAGAAGUACGUGUGCGGAAAAACUGGUACCCCUGUUGGAGACUAGCUAGUUGGACAAGUCCAAGCCAAACGCGCGCGCGAGAGAAGGCUACCAGUGUGGCUCUGAAAACUCCACAAAGUCAUAAAGUGACGAUCCGUGGCAGACAGCUCAGUCGUUUGUGUUCCGUAUUCGCGAGAGGUUCAUCGUCGUUGCCUCGUUGGACUUGCGUUUUUCUCACCUUCGAAGACUUAGUACAUAAUUAAGUGCCGUAUCGGUUCGAGCUCGUAUCGUGAACGUGUGUGCUUAAGUAAUAAACAUAGACAAUUGCCAGCGUGUGUUUUGCUUCGCCUUUUUUUUCUACUGAAAGCGAGCACCUGAAGAAACUGAGUACGGACAAACACAGUUGUGUGUAAUCAACCGAUAAAAUGUGUGGUAUUUUUGCGUACUUGAACUAUCUGACGCCAAAGUCUAGGCGCGAAGUUUUGGACCUGCUGUUGACGGGCCUGAAGCGUUUGGAAUAUCGUGGCUACGACUCGGCUGGUGUUGCAGUCGACAGUCCGGAUCAGUCGGGGAUCGUCACCUUCAAGCGAACUGGAAAGGUGAAGGUCUUGGAAGAGUCUAUAAUAGAUGCAACUAAGGAUGGCAGUUACAACGAUAACAUUGAAUCACAUGUGGGUAUUGCACAUACCCGUUGGGCAACUCACGGAGCCCCCAGCGCCGUGAACUCUCAUCCUCAGCGUUCGGACGAAACCAACUCGUUCGUGGUGGUUCACAACGGUAUCGUAACUAACUACAAGGACAUCAAGAAAUUCCUGGAACUUCGUGGAUAUGUAUUUGAAUCGGAUACUGAUACUGAAACCAUUGCCAAGCUGGUGCAUCACCUGUAUGUCCAGCAUCCAAACUAUUCGUUCAGAGAACUGGUUGAGCAGGUUGUGCAACAGAUUGAAGGCGCCUUUGCUUUGGCCUUCAAAUCGAAGCACUUCCCAGGAGAAUGUGUUGUAACUCGUCGAGGCUCCCCACUUUUGGUUGGUAUCAAAGCGAAGACUUGCUUGGCCACCAACCAUGUUCCAAUCUUGUACGGCAAGGGACAUCGUCAUGGAUCUACGGGAAAUAUUCAGUUCGAACCAACUGCAGAUAACACAUCGGAUUUCAUCAACCCGGGAGAGGAAGUGGAAUACUUCUUUGCAUCAGAUGCAUCGGCUGUUAUUGAACAUACUAAUCGCGUCAUCUAUCUGGAGGAUGACGAUGUGGCCGCAGUUAAGGAUGGUGCAUUGUGUAUCCAUCGUUUGAAGAAGAGUUUGGAUGAUCCGCAUGCUCGUGAAAUCACAACACUGAAGAUGGAAAUCCAGCAAAUUAUGAAGGGCAACUAUCGUUACUUCAUGCAGAAGGAAAUCUUCGAACAACCCGAAUCCGUCAUCAAUACCAUGCGAGGACGUGUCAACUUCGAAUCAAUGAAGGUCACCCUAGGAGGUAUCAAAGACUACAUUCCGGAGAUUAAACGCUGCCGACGAUUGAUGCUGAUUGCUUGUGGAACUUCAUAUCACAGUGCAGUGGCUACCCGUCAGCUGCUGGAGGAACUGACUGAGCUUCCGGUGAUGGUAGAACUUGCUUCGGACUUCUUGGACCGUAACACACCUAUCUACCGCGAUGAUGUAUGCUUCUUCAUCUCACAGUCGGGAGAAACAGCUGAUACACUGAUGGCACUGCGGUACUGCAAACAACGCGGAGCUUUAAUCGUCGGAAUCACCAACACAGUAGGAAGUUCUAUCUGUCGUGAAUCGCACUGUGGAGUGCACGUCAAUGCUGGACCAGAAAUUGGUGUCGCUUCUACGAAAGCCUACACAUCACAGUUCAUUUCGUUGGUAAUGUUCGCUUUGGUAAUGAGCGAGGACAGGCUAUCUCUUCAAGGUCGACGAGAGGAGAUUAUCGAAGGACUUCGCCAGCUGGAUACGCACAUUAAGCAGGUACUGAAACUGGACCAAAAGGUUCUGGAAAUCGCACAAGAUCUCUAUCAGCAGAAAUCACUACUUAUCAUGGGUCGUGGUUACAACUUUGCCACUUGUAUGGAAGGAGCGCUGAAGGUAAAGGAGUUGACAUAUAUGCACAGCGAAGGUAUCAUGGCCGGUGAACUGAAACAUGGACCACUCGCCCUCGUCGACGACACUAUGCCAAUUGUGAUGAUCAUCAUGAGAGAUCCCGUGUACGUGAAGUGCAUAAACGCCCUUCAGCAAGUCACAGCUCGCGAGGGACGACCAAUUAUCAUCUGCGAAGAAGGGGACACCGAAACGAUGUCCUUGGGAUCCAAAACAUUGGAAAUCCCACGCACCGUGGACUGUCUGCAAGGCAUCCUUACUGUCAUUCCAAUGCAACUGCUGUCGUAUCACAUUGCAGUUCUGCGAGGAUGUAAUGUUGAUUGUCCUCGAAACCUGGCCAAAUCCGUCACAGUGGAGUAAGCCGAAUCCUUCGGGAGAAAUCUACAUUCUUACACGUUUAUUAUGUACUUGUGUAGCAGUAUCAAUAUGCUUUUAUUUUUCAUAGAAGAUUAUGAAGGCGGUGAGUUUGUAAAAUACUCACGUUUCUAACCGCAACAGAUUAGUUGACAAUGUACGACAAACAUCAAAAAGAUAAGUUUAGAGAGAGCAGACGGGGCUACAUGGGACGAUAGUGAUAUGGAAACCUCCACGUCUGCAAGGUGUAGUUUCUAUCUAAUCUGAACCGUCAAAGGAAAGCGGACUUUGCAGAUGAAUUCGCGAGCCCAGUAUAUACCUAGCAAGUGCAAUACCACUACCGAGAUGAAUCACACGCGAAAAGCUACUUAUCAACAGGGAAUUUCUCUUCCCUAUCUGUCUACACGGCCGUGCAACUUCCUGAGGGCGGUGUAAUCAGCAACUACACAGACGAACGGCUUAUUGACGGAUGAAAAAUGGAACUAAUUGAUGAUUGUAAUCGUGGAAAUUUGAUAGCAAAUGACACGAACACGCGAAAUUGAAUGGCGAUCGUUACUUCCCGCUGCCAAUCGUGAUUUGUGUAUGUAUUUGAUAAUCGAAUUCGAUAAAAAUGUUUAUUGUUUACUCUAGCGAAGGGACAUCUCAGAAAACCCUCAAAGUUGAGUCAAGUUUAUUUUUGUAACAUCGUAAAAAAGAAAAGUUCUGUUUUAUUAUUAUAUGUAUGUAAUUUGAACAAUAAAGUAUUAGUGCUUAUUCCUUUUUUCAACAUAA
Messenger RNA from Aedes aegypti (yellow fever mosquito), 3907 nucleotides. RefSeq names its product glutamine--fructose-6-phosphate aminotransferase [isomerizing] 2. Gene Ontology annotation, biological process: protein N-linked glycosylation; fructose 6-phosphate metabolic process; UDP-N-acetylglucosamine metabolic process. Gene Ontology annotation, molecular function: carbohydrate derivative binding; L-glutamine:D-fructose-6-phosphate transaminase (isomerizing) activity. NCBI's taxonomy places the organism in Eukaryota, Metazoa, Arthropoda, Insecta, Diptera, Culicidae. The record is from RefSeq and is a predicted model, not a curated record. The coding region runs from base 1115 to 3142 and encodes 675 amino acids. The transcript has a single exon.